AUGCCUGAUAUUCUCGAUCCAUAUAGCAUAGCAGAUCUUCCAAGAACUUCGGGGAAACUAGCAUCUACCCUCACAGUUUCUUUUGGUGAUUCUGCAGCAUCUUCAAAGGCUUACUUUGGUGUCUCUCAAAGUGCGCUCUCAGCUUACAGCCUUAAAACAACUGCAAGACAACUUUGGACUCAUCCAGUCUCUCCAGUUACUCAGAUCUCAGCCCUUUGCGCAAAUAAAAAAGAUGCAACUCUAUUUUACGGUGUAAUAAACUCAAAGGGAAAAGCUUCUCUUCACCAAGUGGCUACCAAAAAACAAUCCACACCCACUUCUAACCAUACCCAAGUUAUUUCAACUGAACCCACUUCUCAAGAAGAUGAAGAAGAAAAAGAAGUAGAAGAAGAAGAGGAGGAAGAAGAAGAAGAAGAAGAGGUAGAUAUCACUCUUCUUGAAAAAUGCAAUUACAUCUCAGCAAUUCACAAAUCUAAAGAUAACUCUUCACUUGUGCUUUACCUCGCGUUUCAAACUGGCGAAAUCGCGGCAUUCAAAAUCGAAAACAAAAAGGCAACAAAAGUUUGGGAUCUCCCACCAACUGACCAAAACAAUCCAGCUAUCUUCACCAGGUUUAUUAAAACAACCUCAAAAGAACUUCCAGAAGACGGCCUUGUUGUCACAGUCUCUGCAGCUAAAGAUCCCACUUCUUUUGAAAUUAAAGUCAUCUCACUUGAUCCCACAGAAGGCAGAGUUCUUUCUUCCAAAUCUGUCUCCAUCUCUGAUGAAAUUGGCAUUUUUGAUCUUACAGACCAUGAUUUGUACAGAUAUGUCCCCUCCAAAUCUACCCUUAUCAAGUACUCUAUUCUCGACCCAACAAAAACCUCUACAAUGAAAAUCCCCUCCAAAAAGGAUACCCCGGCACUCCCAGCAACUGCCUCCAUAAUAUCCCUUGGAAAUGAUCAAGUCUUACUCUCCACAGGUGCAGGUGAUUCACUUAAGCUCGUUGAUCUUCAGUACCGUGUCCUGCUCUCAGAGCGCACCCUCGAAAAACCUCUCCACCUCGUCGCCUACUCUAAAAAACUCGCUGUAGUCAUUGGAUAUACCCCACAGGCUUCCGCAGGUUCCCUGGGCCCGGAAAAAAUUGUGGCUGUUCCUCUCGAUAUUGGUCGCGGCAGUCUCUUUGAAAGCAUUGGCAAGGGCAUCACCAAAGGUGAUAAUACCUGGCGUAACACUUUUAGUCAAAUCCCAAUGACUUUUGGUGAAUCCUCAUCUUCAGAACAAGUCAUUAAGGAAGAAACUUCACUCCUCAAUAAUACUAAAAACUCCGCGUCUCAUGUCCUCAAGAUUCUCCAACACUUUAAGGAUACUGGCGACGUGGCCAGCUUUGAGAAAUGGGGCCUUGCUUAUCUCAAGUUCCCCAACAAGUGGAUUAAGGCUUCCAAGUCCUGGACCAUUGAGGAAACUAUCAAAGCAACAACUGUCCCAGAUGUCGACUUCAAGCGCCCCCACUACAAGUCUAAAGCUGACCGUCAAGUCGACUUUACCUUUAUUUAUGACCUCUGUUCAAUCAUCUUCCGUCACGUUGGCAAGGCCUCUUCAGCUCCUCUAUCUUUGUUAAACCCAGCUGCUGCUUCAUCUCCAUCAUCAACCUCCAACCCUACAAUUUCUUCCUCUUCUUCUUCCUCUUCUUCUCCUAAACAAGUCAAGCUCGUCAAGUUGCACAAGGGCUUUGUUCCUGAUCGCCUUCUCAGUUACCUCCUGACUCACCCACUUUUGCCCUCCCAGCAACUCCCUGGUUUGCUUUUGACUCUUAAUCGUUUCCCGGACCUUGUGCGCAGCGCCAUUAAGCGCGCUCCAUCUCUCCGUUGCGAUACUGUUGUUUCUGCUCUACGUGCAACUGAUCGCGAGACAUUUGUGUCUGCUGUCAUUCGCCUUGAGCACGCGUUCGAUACACGCCAAAUCACAGCCUCUCUCAAACGCGUGUACCUUCUCGCAAAACCAUCUUCUUCAUCAACAUCAUCUACUAAAAAUACUGAAAAAUCAUCUCAAAAUGAUGCCCUCAUUGAUCUCGCAUACUCGGACAAUGGUGUCACUCUUGAGGCCAUUGUGCGCCGCAUGGUCGAGCUAGAUGUUGGCUGGGAACUCAUGCCACAGUUUAUCGAUGCUGGUGGGCUUUUCGGCUGGGAAGAAUCAUUUUUGGAUGAGCUAGAUGCAUGCAUUUCCAAGCGCGUGGGAACUUACAAGGAUGGCUACGAGGUUAUUGCCAUGCUUGAGGAAACUUUGCGUGAAACAAGUGUUGCUGGCGGUAAGCGUGUUAAGGAGGAUUCCUCUGAGAAUAAGGAAGAAACUGCAGCAACAGCUUCACCUGUUCUUUUAUCUGCCAAGGAGCAAAAACAACAGAGAAUGAAAUCUGUGUUGCAUAUUGGGUUUGCAGACAAGUACGUUUACAGCAAGAAGGAAAGCAACUCGGCCAUUGCACCAUAUACGGUUGAGCGCUUGUUGCUUUAG
Molecule: messenger RNA, 2490 nt
Organism: Magnusiomyces paraingens
Lineage: Eukaryota; Fungi; Ascomycota; Dipodascomycetes; Dipodascales; Dipodascaceae
Exons: 2
Coding region: 1-2490 (829 amino acids)
Source: RefSeq, a predicted model, not a curated record